AUGGCAACACAUGAAUCUGACGACCUUGCCUCGACGACGGCUAGCAACGAGCUAGAGCCUGGCUUAAUCGCACCACUCGAGCCGGACUCUAACAUCGACACCGGCUCCGACUUCGACGAUGGCGACUCGGCUAUCGAGAGCGUAAGUCAGGCGCGUGAGAUGACUUUGGCCAGCUCGACGGCAUCCAUCAGGGACGAGUUGAUCAAAGAAGUCAAGGAGCAUGGUCGCUCAUACUCAGGAUAUAUGGAAGCCACCGACGCCCACCCUGAGACCGAAGUCCUCGGUGUCGACCUCGCUCCCGUCCAACCCCACAACGUCCCCCCAAACCUUAACUUCGAGAUCGACGACCUAGAACAAGACUGGACCUUCUCGCGCAAAUUCAAUUACAUCCAUUCCCAGAUGAUGAUCGGCGCCUUCUCCGACUGGCCCCGGUAUAUCUCCCAAUGCUUCAACUUCCUCGAAACAGACGGCUACCUCGAAGUCCACGACAUUGACCUCGUCAUCAAAUGCGACGACGGCUCGCUGCCCACAAACUCCGCCCUCGUUCGCUGGCAUAACUAUAUGCACGACGGCGCCUCCAAAGCCGGUUUCCCACUCGACCGCAUCUCCUACGUGCCGGAAAUGAUGCGCAAAGCCGGCUUCGUGGACAUUGUCUCUGUGCCGCACAAGUGGCCGAUUAAUACUUGGCCCAAGGACAAGAAGUUCAAGGAGUUGGGCAAGUGGGUUAGUUUUUGCGGCGGCAUUGAGGGCGGAUUUGAGGAAUAG
Messenger RNA from Parastagonospora nodorum SN15, 765 nucleotides. RefSeq lists its product as hypothetical. The coding region runs from base 1 to 765 and encodes 254 amino acids. The transcript has 6 exons. NCBI's taxonomy places the organism in Eukaryota, Fungi, Ascomycota, Dothideomycetes, Pleosporales, Phaeosphaeriaceae. The record is from RefSeq and is a predicted model, not a curated record.